Messenger RNA from Gongylonema pulchrum, 522 nucleotides. NCBI's taxonomy places the organism in Eukaryota, Metazoa, Nematoda, Chromadorea, Rhabditida, Gongylonematidae. The record is from the annotation of a GenBank genome assembly.
AUGGUAAUUUAUGCUGGUGACCGCAAAAGGUAUGAUGGUGUAUUUGGCGUGCCUUUGCAACGUUUGCUUGCGAAAGAAAGAAGGGAAACCCCAUUGGUACUGUCUCGUUUGCUACAGGAAAUUGAACAGCGCGGUGUCGAUUACUCUGGCCUUUAUAUACUGUGUGGUUCAGUGGAAAAGAAGCGUCUGUUGCGCGAAGAGUUGGAGCUGAAUGUGGCACAGGCUGAUCUUGGCGUUGAAGCGGUUCCAGAUACAAAUGUGCUAACUUGUCUCGUAAAAGAUUUUUUGCGCGAGCUACCAGAACCGCUAAUUUCAACGCCAAUUUACAGCAUGAUUGUGGAAGCAUUCUCGGUCGUGUUGCCUAACGAUCCGCAAGGAAAUCGCCGUCUUCUUCUUAGGGUCAUCGACUGCCUGUCAACACCUAAUAAAGUGAGCGGUAAUUUUACAGCAUCGUUAACGGCUUUAAAAGAUCAAGCCAAAAGAAUCCUGUUUGUCUAUUCUGUACCGCUGUGCUUAAGUUAA